AAAUGGAUCAAUUAUUUUGUUCAUCAUUAAAAAAUCAAAAAACAAAUAAUUCAAUAAUCAUAAAAUAUUUGUCAAUAUUAUUAUUAAUGUUUUCAUUAUUUUCAACAAAAAAUCUAUUCGUACAAAGUUUUCGACCAUACAAUUAUUAUGCACCGCAUCAAUAUCCUGAAACUGGACCAUUAUCAUAUAACUUUCCAUUGAUUAAAGCAUUUCGUGGUGAAUUAACACCGAAUAAUAUGCUUUCACAGGCAACACAUUUAUGUGAAGGUGCAUUAAUGGGUCCUAGUUCACUUGUUGUUUAUCAACAUUAUCUUUAUACUGGAACGAUUGGCGGUGGUAUUUAUCGUUGUAAUCUUGAAACUGGUAAUGCAACAAGAAUUGUUAAAGUUGCCAAUGAAUUAUGUCGUACAAAAUAUUGGGAUGCAUCAUUAUGUGGUCGACCGCUUGGAAUACGUGUUGAUCGUUCGGGAAAUCUUUAUUUUAUCGAUGCUUAUUUAGGUUUACAUCAGAUUAGUUUUUAUGGUGCUAAUCAACAACGAUUACGUGUAAAACGUUUACUUUCACCUGAUCAAGUUGGAUCAAGAUAUAUGACACAUUUAGCAUUGGAUGAAGGUGGUGGAGCAAAUGGCGGUAUUAUAUUCUAUAUAACUAUUGCUAGUACUCGUCAUGAUUUAAAUGAAUGGCCAAGAAUGAUAUUAGAACCUGAUCGUUCCGGUCGUGUUGUACGUUUCGAUAUGGAUCUUAAUCAAACAGAAAUUUUAAUGCAAGGUUUAUGGUAUCCAUCAAGUGUUCAAUUAUCGGACGAUCGAACAUCAAUUUUGGUAGUAGAAUUCACUGCCAGACGUGUUGUAAGACAUUAUAUCCGAGGUCCUCAACGUGGUAAAACAGAAACAUGGAUACAAAAUUUACCUGGCGAAGGUGAACAUCUUAUUAGAAGUUUAGAUAAAUAUCAAGAAACAUAUUGGCUUCCCGUAGUGAAUGCACGUAAUGUAUCAUCACCUUCAAUGAUUGAUUGGCUAAGUGAUAAACCAUGGAUUCGUGAAGAGAUUAUGCAAAAUUUUACUGCACUUGGACAAAAAAUUGAAAUGCUUGGUGCUAAAUGGACAAACUCUAAUCUUGAAAGAUUAGGAUUUCGAUUAAAAAAUUUACAUUUCUUUUAUGAUGAAGCACUAUCAAAUGAUUAUGGUAUGGUUUUAGAAUUAGAUUCUAAUGGUCGAUUAUUAGGAUCAUUACAUUCAAUUGAUGGCAGUAAUUUUAGAUUAUCUGAAGUUGUCGAAGGACCAACAGAAAAUCCAUAUGAACGUGUAUUGUAUAUUGGUUCUUAUUCUAAUCCAUACAUAUUGAAAUUAACGAUACCAAAUUUUACACAAGAUUAUCAACAAAAAAAUAAACAAAUUAUCAGUAAUAAUAAAAUAACCGAAAAUGGUGUAGAUUUUAGUCUAUUACCAUAUGGAAGUACAAGACGUGCUAUUGCUACAAAUUUGGAUGGUACAAAUACAAUAAGUCUGGAUGAUGAUAAUAAGGCCAUUUUUAUUAACGCACCAUCAUCAUCAUCAUCAUCAUCAUCGACAUCAACAUUGAAUCGUAGAUUACGAAAAGAUGCUACAAGAUAUAGUAGUAGUACAUAGAUAAGAUGAUGAUGUCAUUGUCAUUAAUCUCAAAUCCCAAUGAUCAAUCAUUCAUUCAUUCAUAAUAAUGAUGAUAAUGGACUUUUUGUUCCAAGUUUUUUUCAACAA
Messenger RNA from Dermatophagoides pteronyssinus (European house dust mite), 1736 nucleotides. RefSeq names its product adipocyte plasma membrane-associated protein-like. The record is from RefSeq and is a predicted model, not a curated record. Gene Ontology annotation, molecular function: hydrolase activity. Gene Ontology annotation, cellular component: endomembrane system. NCBI's taxonomy places the organism in Eukaryota, Metazoa, Arthropoda, Arachnida, Sarcoptiformes, Pyroglyphidae.